Messenger RNA from Tarenaya hassleriana, 567 nucleotides. RefSeq names its product 60S ribosomal protein L37-3. The transcript has 4 exons. Gene Ontology annotation, biological process: translation. Gene Ontology annotation, cellular component: ribosome; cytosolic large ribosomal subunit. Bases 78 to 362 code for a protein of 94 amino acids. The record is from RefSeq and is a predicted model, not a curated record. Gene Ontology annotation, molecular function: structural constituent of ribosome; RNA binding. NCBI's taxonomy places the organism in Eukaryota, Viridiplantae, Streptophyta, Magnoliopsida, Brassicales, Cleomaceae.
AUGCCCUUCAUAUGUAGUUUUUCUGGUUCGACUGGAAGCCGGAAUCUAGGGUUUUUCUUGUUCUCGCGACCGCAACGAUGGGUAAAGGAACGGGAAGCUUCGGAAAAAGGAGGAACAAAACGCACACUCUCUGUGUGAGGUGUGGACGCCGCAGUUUCCACAUCCAGAAGAGUCGCUGCUCCGCUUGCGCCUUCCCGGCUGCUCGCAAGAGAACCUACAACUGGAGUGUAAAGGCCAUCAGGAGGAAGACGACUGGCACAGGAAGAAUGAGGUAUCUCCGCCAUGUUCCUCGCAGGUUCAAGACCGGUUUCAGAGAAGGUACGGAAGCAAAGCCAAGGAACAAGGCAGCAGCAUCCGCCUAAGCCAGCCGUUUGAGCUUUGAAGCUUUCACAGGGAAGAGUAAUUUUUUUUUUUUGUAAUUUUGAUUCUCUUAUGAUGGAUACUGCUGUUCAUGGGGAGCUGAUGAAGCAUGUUUCUCUUGGGUUAUCCUCUCCUUCAAUUGUUUUUCGACAGAAGUGGAAUUACUAUUUGCAUUUUGUCAUCAUUCUUUUGGGUUUUUUUUUUUCA